UUAAAAUAUGGAGCAUGAAAUGAAGAAUUCAUCGCCGGAGAUAUUCUCAGUUACGCCGGAAAACAAUAUUCUUGAGUUCAAGUCAUUGCCGGAAAAUAAUAAUAAUCAGAAAAUCCAUGACUGCGCCGUCGCCGGUAACCUGAAAACGGUUGUCACUCCCGAUCGGCUUAAAGUCCCCAAGCCUCUAAAGUACCCUGAAAGAUACAAGAGCCCAACUGAUCAGAUGAUGUCACCAAUCUCUAAGGGAAUUCUUGCAAGAACAAGAAAAGGAGGCGGCGGCAGGCUCUUGCCACCUUCUCUAAUUCAACCCAAGGACUUGACUCUUCAAGAAUUCAGCCUUCCAAAAUGAAGCUAGAGAAGAUAAAGGAAGUCAAAAAGAAACUACUCUUGUUCGAUGGAACAAUGGAGGAUGUUUGAUUUCAAAUAAUAUCAAGUUGUAAGGUC
Impatiens glandulifera is the source of this 444-nucleotide messenger RNA. RefSeq lists its product as uncharacterized. Lineage: Eukaryota; Viridiplantae; Streptophyta; Magnoliopsida; Ericales; Balsaminaceae. The record is from RefSeq and is a predicted model, not a curated record. The transcript is spliced from 3 exons. Bases 8 to 349 code for a protein of 113 amino acids.